UCCUGACAACCUCCGAUCUGCUGUUAGGAAAUUGAGAAAAAUAAUUUCCACUGGGACCAUCCACCUUUUCAGUCAUGAAUUUGUGGAUAAAGUGAUAGCCCUUCAGGACAGCCACAGCACUCCACAGGUCUUAACAUUGGCAGCAGCCAGAAGUGCUUCAGACUCCAUUCUUUCAAGGCUGAAAUGGGGAAAGGAACAAUGUGCCAUAUCCAGGAAGCUCUCCUCUCAGUUUCUCCAGAUAUUUGUUGAAGAGACAGUGAAGGGCUUCCUAAAACAGUGGUUAGAUGAGUAUGAAAAUAUCAACAUUGAUGUUUCAGUCCAGAAUGAACCAAGCACCUCUACUUGCAUGGUCUUUCCUAUUCAGCUCAAUCAGAGCAAGCCAGAUGAUAGUGACACAAUGAAUCAGCUCACGAAGGUCAUGGUCAACAAAAUUAUGGAUGCCUUAUCAGUUGGCUCAAGUCAUCAAAUGAUCACCAAAGCCAAUGCCAAAUGUUCUUUUGAGUCCGGUACCAGCAUGGCCACCAGUGACAUUGUAGAAGGGAUGUUGGAUUUGGUAAGGGAUAGCACCAGCAGUACUGGAGAGCAGAUCCCCAUCUUCAAGUCCAAGAAAAGCAAGAAAACCAUGUUCAGCAAGAUAUGCUUUAACAUAAAGGGUUCCAAGAAAGUUAGAAAGGACCACUGUCCUCAAAAGUCUAUGGAGUACCAGCCGCAGAACACUUCCCCUACUGUGUACUUUACAGAGUCGAGGACAAAUUCUCAUGGCUCCUUUGCUCCAGAGGGAAAUGACAUCGCAUAUUCCUUCCCACCUGAAGAGAAGAGUCGCAAACCCUCCCUUUUCACCAGAAUGUAUAGAGCCAUCACUAGAAGCUUCUCCAACCUAAGAUAAUUUUCCUCAUUAAAUUAGAUUGCAUUCAUUUGUUGUCAUAUAUUGACUGUUUUGCUAGCACAGACUGUAAUAUGUUCUGAGAUUCAUCCACAUGCAUUGAGGAGUAUACCACCUCAGUCACAGACUACAUCAAUAAGCGGAUCGACAACGUCGUGCCCACAGUGACCGUAUGUACAUAUCACCGACAGAAGCCAUGGAUUACAGGCAACAUCCACACCACGCUAAAGGCUAGAGCUGCUUCUUUCAAGGAGCGGGACACUAAUCCAGACACUUAUAUGAAAUCCUGCUAUGCCCUCAGACUAACCAUCAAACAGGCAAAGACUAUAUCUAUAAGCCUCAUCCAAAGGAACGAAAUUCUAAGUCGUCCGCAUUGUUUCAGGCAUCAUCCGUUCCAAAGUCUCAUCUUGUUCACUGUAAAAAAUAAAAAUAAAAACUCAAAUAAGAGUUCCUUUUUGGACAAUUCCAGGUUGUCCCUCCUUGUUUCAGUAUGUUUAAUCUGCCUAAUGACCAGGAUCCUGGUGUCUACCCAAUGUGCUGAGCACUCCUCCUGGACAGAGUCCGCGCUACAUUCAGCUGCUGCAACCAUGGUCUCUGUGUGAAGGCACUGUUAGAGAGUCAAUCAACCAGAACAAGGUUAGGAGACCAAAUCUGUGUCCUAGCAUUGUGAAAUACUGUAUAUGUAAUGGCCUCAAUACAUUAAUGAAACGCCCUUACAUUCUAUCCUCUCCCCAUACUGAAACAACUUGUUAGGGUGAACCAAUAAGACUGACACUAUAUACCUUCUAAGCAUGAUAGUUGGCUCAUGAUUUGUUUCAGGACUUGUUAGGGUAAACCUAUAACAGCUUCUAACCCCAAGUCAUAAGACUGCUGAACAAUUAAUCAAAUGGCCACCGGACAAGUUCAACUGUUUUAUUAUUUGUUACUUUAGUUUAUUGGUUAAAUAUUCUCUUAACUCUUCUUGAACUGCACUGUUUGUUAAGGGCUUGUAAGUAAAGUAUUUCACGGAAAGAUCUACACUUGUUGUAUUCAGCGCAUGUGACAAAUAAAGUUUGAUUUGAUUUGACUAUGUACCUUCUAAGCAUGAUGGUUGGCUCAUGAUUUGUUUGUACUGAAAUCUAUUCAGGGAGGAUAAGGCUAUAUCAUAGGCAGUGAUGUAGUGGUAAAAACAUUGACUGGUAAAUGCUGAUUGCCGUUCAGGAUUAAAGAAGUAACGCUCCCUCUACUUUCAAUGCAUCUUCCACAAAAGGUGGGUAAAUGCUUGCACAAAA
This is a messenger RNA of Oncorhynchus mykiss (rainbow trout), 2154 nucleotides long. NCBI's taxonomy places the organism in Eukaryota, Metazoa, Chordata, Actinopteri, Salmoniformes, Salmonidae. The record is from RefSeq and is a predicted model, not a curated record.